AUGUCUUAUCCCAGAAGAGGCGGUGCUUGCUAUAGAUGUGGACUUGUUGGGCAUUUUGCAGAAUCCUGCCCAGAAACUGAAAAAUUAUGUUAUAAUUGUAAACAACCAGGUCAUGAAUCUAAUGAAUGUGAUCGACCAAAAAAUGACGAGGAGAAACAAUGUUACAAUUGUGGCGGCGAUCAAUUAUAA
Messenger RNA from Entrophospora sp. SA101, 189 nucleotides. NCBI's taxonomy places the organism in Eukaryota, Fungi, Glomeromycota, Glomeromycetes, Entrophosporales, Entrophosporaceae. The record is from the annotation of a GenBank genome assembly.